Messenger RNA from Neltuma alba, 2088 nucleotides. RefSeq lists its product as uncharacterized. The record is from RefSeq and is a predicted model, not a curated record. Bases 1 to 2088 code for a protein of 695 amino acids. Gene Ontology annotation, molecular function: ADP binding. NCBI's taxonomy places the organism in Eukaryota, Viridiplantae, Streptophyta, Magnoliopsida, Fabales, Fabaceae. The transcript has 3 exons.
AUGAGAAUCGGGUAUGAACACAAACUGGAUGGUUGGAUCUAUGGUGAUUUGACGGGACCAUCUAUUAUUUUCUUUGGCAGCCCACUGACAUAUGUAAAAGCCCUUAUACCAUGGAAGAUAACAGAAGAGAGGAUGGGGAUGGAUGGUGGCAGCGUCAGCAUGGAGACAUCUCUCAAACACGUGCCCCAACCUAUUCUCCUCUUAGCUACUCGUCUUGCCAUGAACCAACUCACUCAAACAAUAACUUCACAUAAGUGGUUGUUCCUUGAGAAGAUUAAAAACAUACUGUUUUUGACCAGAGAUGAUGCAGAAAAACGAACGGUUGUGGCAAACAUACAAGCAAAUUCUCGAAUUCGUGAAACAUUUGGUGAUCUCCAAAUCAUUGAUCUUAAUCAGAUUGAUGAUGAGACCAAAAGAGAAGAAACAAGGCUGCGGCAAACUCCUAGUGUAGAGUCACCGACAGAGAAUUAUAGAAGAAGAGGACAGUUAGUGCUCGUGGUGGAUGGGGAUGUUGAUAAAAAACUAGACCCCCAGAAGGUGAAUUUACCAAAUAAAAUAGGUUCUAGAGAUGUCGUGGUGUUUAUAACAACAUUAUCAUCAGGACAGCAAAACGAUGAAUUCAGCGUGAAAAUGGAUUUGACGAUCAAGACAGAGGACCAUUUGUUGCCUUGGGAGGUCUUCUGCAAGAAUGUUGGUAGUGAGCUUCUAAAUUCAUCUACUGACAUCCAAAGCAUUGCAGUGAAAAUGGUGGAGAAAUGUGGUGGCCAUCUUCUUGCCAUCAUUCUCAUGGCAAAGUCACUGAAAGAUGUGAAAGAUGUUCAAACCUGGGAACUUGCAUUGGAUAAGCUGGGUUAUGGUGAUCGCGAACCAAUAGUGAAUGCAUUCUUCAACAUCAUCUGGCCAAAUGUAAUUUCUGAAACAAAAAAGAAGCUGCCACCACGGAUUGCUAGGCUUGAGAAUAUUAAAACAUUGAGGUUGGCAGGGUGUAAGCGAUUGAAGACGCUGCCACAAGAACUCUGGAAACUCCAGAAUUUUGAUCAAAUGCCUACGCCUAGCAUCCUUUCUGCUCAAAUGCCUUUGCUUAACAUUCUCGACUUGUCACGCACCAGCAUACGUGAACUCCCAAACUCAAUUUGCAAUCUAAAGAAGCUUAGAGAAUUUUAUCUAAAAGAUUGUGAGCUUUUUGUGGAACUGUCACCACACAUUGGCGGACUUGAUAAUCUCAUGAUACUUGAUCUUGAUGGCACUUUGAUCACACAUUUGCCAGAGGAGGUAAAAUAUUUGAGCAAGUUGGAAAGCUUAUCUCUCUCUUUUUAUAAUGAUGAUGCCAGCUGUGCAUUGAUUCCUCUUGGUUUUCUAUCCCAACUCAAUCAGCUGAGAGUUUUAAGGAUUGCUGUUAACCCAGAUAAUGAAUGGUGGCUCGGAAACAUUGAACGCAUUCUUGCAGAUAUCAAUCGAUUAGAGAUGUUGCAAUCAUUGGAUAUAUAUAUCCCCAAAGUUGAAUUCUUGAAUCUGAAAGAAAGGUGUCCGUCUAAUUUUAGAUUCAUUAUCGGCUAUCACAAGCCAAGAAUGAUAUUACGUGUACCGCCUAUUAUUGAGAAGGUGUUUAAAGAAAGUAAUCCUAGCUUAAAGUUUGUAAAUGGUCAGGUUUUUCCGGAUAAAGUGAAGUCCAUUCUCUCCAAAGCCUGGGCUUUUUUCUUGGACCGCCACGUGACCAUCAACAGUCUUACUCAAUUUGGGUUGGAGAAUCUAAUGCAGCUACAAUUAUGCAUUUUGGCAGAAUGUAAUGAAAUGCAGAGCAUUAUAGAUGUGGAUGGAUAUGGAGCAGACUCAGACCUAAAUGAAUCCUUUUGCAUGCAGUUCUUGACCAUAUUCUACAUGAAAAAUCUGAGAAGUAUCAUUAAAAAUCCAAAUCAUGGUGGCAAUUCCAUUUUCUGUCAACUAAAGUUUUUAGCAUUGCACACUUGUCCUGAGUUAGCCACCAUAUUUACCAUGGAUUCCCUACAGAGUCUUGGCAACUUAGAAGAGCUUAUAGUUAAAGACUGUCCCAAAGUAAAUAGCAUCAUAAGUUCAACCUCCUCCACUUAG